GGGGAGUAUACAAACCUAGGCUGCGUUGUGUGGAUCCUUCAUUCGUCUCCAUGCUCAGAUCGUCAUCAGUCGGUCAUGGUUUGUGAUGGUUUGGCCGGUCUCUUGGUGCAUAUCGUGGAGGUCGGGUCUAACCUAUAGCACCGUAUUGUUUUCGUUGUUUUAAAUCACUUUUUUGACCAGUCUCAUGGCAACCACUUAAAUGCUGGCCGAAGCUUGCACAUCCUGGCAUCCUAUGGCAUUUUGCAUCCACCUGUUCCUUGGACGCAUACCCAGAGCUCUGGGCGUGCGCGUGCCACCCGCCCUCACCCCCCCCUUCUGCCUUCUGCCGCGGUCGGCGCUCCAGCGAGGUCGGACGUUUGGCCCUCACGUGGGCGACGUGGCACCUCCAGGCGAGACAGCAUGGCGAGCAUGGCGAGACAGCGAGCGUUGCCAGAAGGUUGCCAGCAUAUGCCAGCUGGGCGCUGUGACAGGCACAUGGCACAAGCCUGUGUUCAGAAAGAGUGACCGCGUGGGCCAUACAUAGGCCAUAGGCCCCAGGCCAUAGGAGG
Molecule: messenger RNA, 548 nt
Organism: Durusdinium trenchii
Lineage: Eukaryota; Dinophyceae; Suessiales; Symbiodiniaceae
Source: the annotation of a GenBank genome assembly